AUGCAUGCGAAGUACGUGAUUCAGAAUAAUGAUGAGGCUGAGAUUCGACCAAACAAGACCUUCCUAUCUUUGGCCAAUGAAGCUGGGGGCCCGUCGAAUCUGGGAUUCUCAGAAAAGGAUUUAAGAAACUAUAUUACAGUAAGACUCCGAACAAGCAACGCAAAUGCGGAUGUUAGGGAGAUGAUGAACUAUUUUAUGAGAAUGAAAGACAUCAAUCCAAACUUCUUCUAUGCAGUGCAAUUGGACGAUGAGUGUAGAUUUAGGAGUGCAGUUUGGGUUGAUGCAAGGUGCAGGGCUUCCUAUGAAUACUACGGAGACGUUGUGUCACUCGAUAGCACUUACAGUACAAACAGACAUGGGUUACCGUUUGCGUCGUUUGUCGGUGUCAACCACCAUGAUAAGUCAAUCCUCCUUGGAUGUGCGCUGUUGGAAAACGAGGAAAUUCCGAGUUAUGAGUGGGUUUUUACCCAAUGGUUGACGUGCAUGGGAACAGCUCCACAGUGCAUCAUUACUGAUCAAUGCAGAUCCAUAUUUGGUGCGAUUAGAAAGGCGUUACCCAAUACACGUCACCGUUGGUGCAUAUGGCACAUCAUGAAGAAGUUUCCUCAGAAGCUUGGAGGUUAUCGUCGGUACGGAGAGUUGUAUGCCGACCUCAGGAACAUUGUUUUUAACUCUCGGACGGAGGAGUCAUUUGAGAGAAAAUGGUUUGAAUUUAUGGAGGAGUACAAUUUACAUGACAACACAUGGCUGUCAGAUCUUUAUGAUGAUCGACGCAUGUGGGUGCCUAUAUUCUUCAAGGGUGAAUUUUGGGCUGCCAUGAGGAGUACACAAAGGAGUGAGAGCAUGCACGCAUUCUAUGGUGGAAUCUUACACAGCAAGACUAGCUUAGUCCAAUUUGUUCACGAAUACGAUAAUGUGCUUGGAUCCAAGGAGCAGAGGGAAUUGGAGGAUGAUGUAGUAGACUCCAGGGGGGUAAUACCUUGUGCAACGAGCUCGCCUAUGGAGAAACAAUUUCAGCAGGAGUACACUACUAGCAUGUUUAGGGAUGUUCAAGUUGAGUUUGUGAAAAAGGCUGAUUGCAGAGCAUCUGUAGUUACUGAAGACUGGCCAUUGGUAUGCAUGAAGGUGGAAGAGGAAAAAUUAGUACAUGAUACUAUGAUCUGUGAUUCGUAUGUUGUCCACUUUGACCGCUCCACACAAGAGGUUCGUUGUGAGUUCAAUCUUUUUGAGAGUUCAGGUGUGUUGUGCUGUCACUGUCUUGAAGUUUUUCACUCGUUUAAAGUGUAUAAAGUACCUAGCUGCUAUGUUCUCCCACGUUGGAGCAAGAAUAUAAAGCGCAAGCAUACUUAUAUCAAGAGCAGUCACGACGUCAGUCGGUCAGAUGUAAGUCAUGAUGCAUUCAAGGGACUAUGUGCACACUUUUACAACAUUGCGCAAGAGUUCGUAAAUGAUGACGAUGAAACAGCAUUGCUGCAUGCUGCUUUAGAAGAAAUAAGGGCCAAGCUGAGCAAGCACCGUGCUAAGAAAAGGUCUGAGAGCGUGGCGGAGAACCACACCAGCAUUGGCUCACAACAUUCGAAUGUUCUCGGUGUUGUUGACAUCCAAGCACCACCAUUGGUCACUACAAAGGGCUGGCCAAAGAGUAAGAGGCUCGGAUCAACCCUUGAGAAGUCCUUAAACAAAUCUAGUCGGAGGAAAAACAAGAAUGCUUCCCGGGUGGUUCGGUCAAAUACUUAUCAGGAUACAAACACUGGUGAUCCUAUUGCCCGGACUGUGAAUUUUGGUUUUUAUCUUAGUGUUAUUCGUAAUCCAGAUGUUCGAACAUCUAAGACAGCGGAUGGUUACUUCUUAUAUGCAGAUGGAACGCGAAUGUUCAACCUUACUGUUAACUGA
Messenger RNA from Arachis ipaensis, 1893 nucleotides. The record is from RefSeq and is a predicted model, not a curated record. NCBI's taxonomy places the organism in Eukaryota, Viridiplantae, Streptophyta, Magnoliopsida, Fabales, Fabaceae.